UCGAGAGCUGAAGUAUGUAUAGACUCAGAGUGGACAGAUAACACAUGCAAUGCUGUUUCCAAACGGAAAGCUUUUUGUCCAAAAGGAUUUUUGUCAACGAGCUAUAAACCUCAUAUUCAGGAAACAUCAGCAAGAAUGUUGGAUGUAUUAAUAAUUGGAGGAGGUCCUCAUGCUCUAACCCUCGCUACAUUGCUCUCAAACCCUGACAAACCUCUCUGCCAAGCUAGCAUACUUCAAGGAAUUCAACUCAGCAAAACCAGAACUAAAAGUGUACACCACAAAAACAAAAAGAACACCUCCAAGCAAGUGUCUGGCACAGAGAAUGAGACCAAAGAUCUGCCAUGUCCUCCAAUACACUUCAAAGUGGUGGAUUCUUAUGGAAAAUGGACAUCACUUUGGGAAAGUCAGUUCACUGCCCUGAACAUCCCUCACCUUCGAUCACACAUGCUGGUACACACAGAUCCAUUUAAUAAGAAGGCCUUGCAGGACUUUGUGUUGGAGCAAAAUCGGCAGGCAGAACUGCACAGUCUACCUGAGCAAAUGUACAUUCAGGACGAGCAUGCCUUUUUCAAUGACAAUCGCCUGGGAAAAAAAGACAAGAAGCUGCUUAGCACAACAAAAGGCCUGCAGAAAAACCUGUAUUUCAGUCUUCCAGGAACACAGCUCAGUAUAGACUUCUUCCAGGAGCAGGUUCGCAAAUAUGACCUGGAGAGUGUCUUAAUCAGAGCCACGGUGGACAGAAUCAUCCCGGUCUUAACUGAGGAUGAAAGCAAAGUGAAGUUUUUCAAGGUGACGCUAGACACUGGGGAAAUUAUAGAGGUGAAAUCAGUGAUCAUGGCGACCGGGCCCUCAAGGGCGCAGAUGGCAAACAUCCCAUGCUGGGUGCAGGCAAUCCAGGAGAACUACCCAGAGGAAAGUCUGCGACACACAGUGCAGCUCAUGCAUAACUUCUGUACGCAUGAAGAGCAGGGUGAACAUUCUUCAGGUUCUCCUACAGUGUGUCAGAUGGGUCAGAGAGUUAUGGUGAUAGGUGGAGGUUUGACCAGCGCCCACGUUAUUUCCAUUGCACUGAAACAGGGUGCAUGUCAUGUGACCUGGGUCUUACGUAAACACUUACAGCUGAAGCAGUUUGAUGUUGGGGAUGUCGAGAGUCUUAUUGGACGCUAUUCACAUGUUGAGCAUGGGAUCAAAUUGGAUGGCCUGGCCUACUUAAAGCAGUUCUAUAAUGAAAGAAGUCUUUAUAAGAGACUAGUAAUGAUAAAACAAGCCAGGAAAGGAGGAGCAGUGACCCCUGAGGCCUAUGAACAACUUCAGCCUUUCAUUAAGAGCGGAAAGCUACUUAUCAGAGCUCACUGUCAGGUGACUGAAGCUAAAUGGUGUUAUGAGUCCCAGCAAUGGAGGGUCUCCUUGUGCAGUGGUAAACAAUGGAGAGGAGAACGGAUCUGGCUGGCAACAGGCUGCAAACUGGAUGUUACUCAGGACCCUUUACUCUCUGAUGUCAAGAGACAAUUCCCCGUUCAUGUCCUGGAGGGCUGGCCAUGCAUAACAGAAUCCCUGAAGUGGACAGCAGGAUGCCCUCUCUAUCUGAUGGGACAAUAUGCAGCACUUCGGAUUGGGCCACAUGCUGUGAACCUUGCAGGGGGUCAAGCUGCAAGUAUACGGAUUUUCAAAGACCUCAUGGUUCAACACAGUGGACUAGAUGACAGUAAAAAAGCAUGCAUGGAGAAGACCUGCACUGAAGAGUAUAUUUCACACAUGCAUGGUCUCAUGUGGCUGUAAUACACCUGAGGAGAGAGGAGGAACCAGAUCAACAGUCUCUUAUGUCAAGCUGACAGCUUCAAGGAAGAGAAUGAUUCAUAUACAGGAAAUGCUGAGAACAGCUUUAAAAUGUUGCUUUAGGACAGAAGAUGACUAAUAAAUUGCUCCAGUUUUGUUAA
Danio aesculapii is the source of this 1937-nucleotide messenger RNA. RefSeq lists its product as uncharacterized. The record is from RefSeq and is a predicted model, not a curated record. NCBI's taxonomy places the organism in Eukaryota, Metazoa, Chordata, Actinopteri, Cypriniformes, Danionidae. The transcript is spliced from 10 exons. The coding region runs from base 136 to 1779 and encodes 547 amino acids. Gene Ontology annotation, molecular function: oxidoreductase activity.